AUGAGAGAGAUACCAAUACCGCAAGAUCCCACAGAAGAUGAGGCCCUUGCUUUGUUCGAAGCGGUAGAAAAACUGUUUCCAUCAAAGACAUUGGGAGACGACAAAUGGUAUAUUCUCACCCUUGCGGCGAUGGUCGGCGGUGGACAGCCCGGCUUCGCGCCUCUCCUCUACAAGGAGCUCAUCAAACGUCCUGAAAACCAGACUUCAGAACAACGACAGGCUCUGAUGCGGAGGAUCAGAGAAACGCUAUUCAAACUCAUUGUCAUCAUCGGCGUGUGUAAGCCUCUAGAGGCCAUCUUCGACAUUGAUGCCAUAACCCGACCGGAGGACAAAGACUAUUCGUUCUCGAGAGAAGGAUGGCAGUGCGACGAGGCCAAUGCAAAGCGCGGCUUCGAGUGGCAGAGCCGCUUGUACCAGCAAAACCAAGGCGCCAUCGACAACGUGCUCGCGUCGCAGCGAGAUUUCGAUUGGACAAGCAAAGAGAUCACAUACGGGCUCUACCUGUCUGACCACAGCAUCCUGAACGAUGUUGAGACCGAGAUCACGGUUCUCUCGGGCAUUAUGAUUCAGAACCUGCCCCGGGAGACUGCGUGGCACCUCAGGGGGACCAGAAGGAUCGGAGUGAGCUCGGAGGACACUGAGACGCUUCAGCAAUGUGUCAGUAGCAUGUGCGCGAUAUCAAGACUAGUACGCUGA
This is a messenger RNA of Boeremia exigua, 696 nucleotides long. RefSeq lists its product as uncharacterized. Lineage: Eukaryota; Fungi; Ascomycota; Dothideomycetes; Pleosporales; Didymellaceae. Bases 1 to 696 code for a protein of 231 amino acids. The transcript has 4 exons. The record is from RefSeq and is a predicted model, not a curated record.